Molecule: messenger RNA, 1149 nt
Organism: Spodoptera exigua (beet armyworm)
Lineage: Eukaryota; Metazoa; Arthropoda; Insecta; Lepidoptera; Noctuidae
Source: the annotation of a GenBank genome assembly
AUGUUAGUAUUGAACUAUUCAUUACUUCUCAAUACUUCAGCUAACGCUGGUUUCGCUAGAGAGAAGUAUAAUUAUCCAGAGCUACCUGACAUUUGUUCAUAUAGGAACAAUGUACCUAUAGUCUGCUGCACUGAUUGUAAAAUUCCUGAUACAGAACGAUAUCGUCAUACCGCCAUAGGCCCUCUAGCAACACUUGUUGAUACUACAGGCCCAGUUGCUUGGUCUAAAUGCCUAGAAUAUUUCCAACGCCUGCCAUACCCAUGUCGACAUCAAGGAAAUUUCGAGCUAAAAAAGAUAUGGAAAGAAGAUAAACGGUGUCAUGAGUACAAGAUAAAUAUAGCCCUCGUGGUUGGAGGAAGAAGUGCACAAAGAUGGGAAUUCCCUCAUAUGGCUUUACUAGGAUAUGGGGAUGACGAGAAAUCAGAAUCCACGCAAUGGUUGUGUGGAGGAACUGUGAUCAGCGAGAGAUUCAUACUCACUGCUGCACACUGCAUAUAUACCAAAGCUUUAGGCAACGUUUCAUAUGCUGCACUUGGACUGCUAAAACGUACUGACUCGAAGGAGUUAUGGAACAUACAUAAAAUCAAGAGGAUCAUUCCCCAUCCUGAAUACAGUGCUCCUUCCAAAUACCAUGAUAUCGCACUUUUGGAAACCGAAACCGAAAUAAAGUUUGCAAAAAAUCUUCUGCCGGCGUGUCUGGAUGUGGGAAAAAGCAAUUUACAUACGGUUGAAGCUUCCGGUUGGGGCCGUUUGGGUCAUAAAAUGAAUUUAGCUGAUGCAUUGCAAGUUGUAGACCUCCGGCAGUUUGAAGAUAAAGAAUGUGCGGAUCUAUUCCCACCACACAGACAUCUGAAACACGGAUACGAUCAUGAAAAACAAAUGUGUUACGGGAAUCACAAAGAGAUAUUUGAUACUUGUGAGGGUGACAGCGGUGGUCCUCUCCAGACGAACCAGUUCAAAUGUCAGUACACAGUGGUAGGUGUGACGUCAUACGGCAAGAACUGCGGCAUCCCCGGCUCGGCUGGCAUGUACACCAGGGUCUCUUACUACGUGCCCUGGAUCGAGAGCAUCGUCUGGCCUGAGGAGACAGAAGAACGCAUGAAACAAGACGAUCUUUGGCUUGAUAAGUGGCUAAAUAUUACACUUUGA